GCAUAGAAGAAAAAAUUGGGAAGACGAAAGCGUAUGUUUGGUUUUACUCGAUAAGUUUUUGGGUUGUGGAAGAGAAAAAGCAACAAUGGAAAAUAUGCAAGCAGUGAAUAACUUCGUAGCGGCUUAUUUGAAGAAGAAAGGAUUCAAAGAAGCGGAGCAAUUGUUAGAGGAUCUUCAGAACAAGGACUCCGCUCCUAUCAAUUUCCACGACGACCCUGAACUCGCUAAGUUCAUUCACCGCUUCUCCCAGUCGGAGGAUGAUGUGGCACGUUAUCAGGAUGGGUAUAGUAAACUGAGGUCAUGGACUUAUAGUUCGCUAGAUUUAUAUAAGCAUGAAUUGCUUCGUGUGCUUUAUCCUGUUUUUAUACAUUCGUUCAUGGAUAUGGUGGCAAAAGGACAUCUGCAAGAGGCUAGAACUUUCUUCAAUACCUUUCGUGAAGACCAUGAAUUGAUGCACUCACGAGACCUUCAAAAGUUGGAAGGGGUUCUUUCUCAGUCUCAUUUGGAGGAGAUGGAAUUUUCUCGUUCUCUUAGGCAGAGUAAAGUUAACAUCAAGAUAUGUCAGUAUUCCUAUGAUCUUCUGUUGCAAUAUUUGCAUAAAACACAAUCCACUGCAAUGCUUGGGGUCAUCAAUGAACACAUCAACUUCCAAGUUUCUUCUGGACAGCCCAGUUCCACUUCUGAUGAUGCAGAGGUUGUAACACUUAUUGGAAGCUGCCAGGACGCAGCUAAUCAGAUAAACCAGAAAGAAAUACAUUGGGGAUUGCUUGAAGACUCCCUAGAAGAACGCUUGGAGAAAGCAGGAGGUUUGCUUUCUGAUUCUGAAAAGACAGAAGAAGAGAACAAAGAGGGGGAUGUAGAUGAGACUAAGAAAAGAUCAGUUGAAAGUGGAAAGCAAGGUGCUUCAACGAAAAAGUUGAAAAAGGAGAAAUCUCUUAAUGCAACAGCAAAAAGUGCUCGUCCUGAGGCUAGCACAACUCCUGCUGCACCACGAGUCAAAUCAAAGCUCCCUUUGCCCUUAAUGUCAACAGAAGUAGAGCAGUCUAUUCUUGAGGAUUUAAGAAAUCGUGUACAAUUGAGCAGUGUUUUAUUGCCAUCUGUCAGCUUUUAUACUUUCCUAAACGCACAUAAUGGUUUGAAUUGUUCAUCAAUAUCCCAGGAUGGAUCUUUGGUUGCUGGAGGUUUCUCAGACUCAUCACUGAAGGUUUGGGAUAUGGCAAAACUGGGCCAACAAGGUGGCAGUUCUAUUUUGCAGGCUGAAAAUGAUUCUAUUUCAAGUGAACAUGUUGUGGGGCCAAAUGGUGGGAAAAGGUCAUAUACAUUGUUUCAAGGUCAUUCAGGACCAGUUCAUUCUGCCACCUUUAGUCCUCUUGGUGAUUUUAUUCUUUCUUCUUCAGCAGAUACCACAAUUCGCUUAUGGAGCACAAAACUAAAUGCAAAUCUUGUUUGCUACAAGGGUCAUAAUUAUCCUGUCUGGGAUGUUCAGGUACAUCUGAUCUUCCAUGGGUGUUUGACAAUAAAUACCACUUCUGAAGUUCUCCACUCCCUUUCAUUCUUUAGAACAAGACAUUUUUUCCUUUUUGUUUUUACCUCUAAUAUGUUUGAUGUCCUUGCCUCCCUGCAGUUUAGUCCUGCGGGUCACUAUUUUGCCAGUGCUUCUCAUGAUCGAACGGCAAGGAUAUGGUCGAUGGACAGAAUACAACCUUUGAGAAUAAUGGCAGGGCACUUGUCUGAUGUUGAUUGUGUGCAAUGGCAUGCAAACUGCAACUAUAUUGCCACUGGCUCUAGUGACAAAACAGUCAGGUUGUGGGAUGUACAAAAUGGAGAAUGCGUUCGAAUUUUCAUUGGUCAUAGAAGUAUGAUAUUGUCAUUAGCGAUUUCGCCUGAUGGUCGAUAUGUGGCAUCUGGUGAUGAAGAUGGCAUGAUCAUGAUGUGGGACAUUUCAAGCGGAAGGUGCAUUACACCUUUGAUGGGUCACACCUCGUGUGUGUGGACACUAGCUUUCAGUUGCGAAGGUUCACUUCUGGCAUCUGGAUCUGCUGAUUGCACUGUAAAAUUGUGGGAUGUAACAACAAGCGCAAAGGUCCCCAGGAAUGAAGAAAAGAGUGGGAAUACAAACAGGCUGAGAUUGUUGAAAACCCUUGCAACCAAGUCCACUCCGGUGUAUAGUUUGCAGUUUUCUAGAAGGAAUCUGCUAUUUGCUGCUGGGGCGCUGUCAAAGAACAUGUAAAAAAAUCAAACACUCCCAUGAUCUCUCAAUCAAAUUUGAUGUUGUGGGCUUGUGGCGCAGUUAGGACAGUCUACCUUCUCUGUACUUGCACAGUAACAAUAUGGUCUGCUAUUAAGGUUUUU
This is a messenger RNA of Hibiscus syriacus, 2352 nucleotides long. Its product is annotated as transcription initiation factor TFIID subunit 5-like. The transcript has 18 exons. Gene Ontology annotation, molecular function: RNA polymerase II general transcription initiation factor activity; protein binding. Lineage: Eukaryota; Viridiplantae; Streptophyta; Magnoliopsida; Malvales; Malvaceae. The record is from RefSeq and is a predicted model, not a curated record. Gene Ontology annotation, biological process: transcription initiation at RNA polymerase II promoter. The coding region runs from base 86 to 2230 and encodes 714 amino acids. Gene Ontology annotation, cellular component: transcription factor TFIID complex.